Messenger RNA from Gambusia affinis (western mosquitofish), 5949 nucleotides. It is a transcript of the gene cdh11, whose product is annotated as cadherin 11, type 2, OB-cadherin (osteoblast). Gene Ontology annotation, cellular component: plasma membrane; catenin complex; adherens junction. Gene Ontology annotation, molecular function: cadherin binding; calcium ion binding. The transcript is spliced from 17 exons. The coding region runs from base 719 to 3178 and encodes 819 amino acids. The record is from RefSeq and is a predicted model, not a curated record. NCBI's taxonomy places the organism in Eukaryota, Metazoa, Chordata, Actinopteri, Cyprinodontiformes, Poeciliidae. Gene Ontology annotation, biological process: cell morphogenesis; cell-cell junction assembly; adherens junction organization.
UGCCACCUUCGCUCCUCUCCAUCACUUCAGUUUCGGGACCCUAUCCAGACGCACGGCUGCUCCGGCAGCUUUUUCUUUUGUAAAAAAAAAAAUCAUCUCAGAACCUGCUGGGGUUUUUUAAGGGUUCUGUUUGUAUCUUGUUGGCCCCUGCGCUCUGAUUUUUCACCUUUCCCGUGCAAAAAGCAGCAGAACAGUUAACCCAAGGCUUACAGUAAGUGGAUGUGUUGGACAUCUGGCACAAGCAAUACCACUUGUAUGUUUUUGGAGGAAAAAUUCCCUUGGAGACUCACGGGAAUCUUUCAUUUUCAAGACAUCUGCAGGGAGCUGUGGAAGACUCUAGUGGGCAGAUACAGAUGACAAAACUCAUGUCACCCAGCGUUGGCCGUCCGACAGACAGCAGAGGGGAUUGGGAGUUAUGAAUUCGCCCCUGACGGCCGCUUCACAGUUGUGAGGGUAGUUCUGUGAAGAGAGCGCGUCUUCCUCAGCAAACACUGACGAUUUAAAGGCUCUCUGAAGACAGAAGUGACAAGUUGGAAGAAGAGGUUGCUCAUCGGUGAUCAGGAUCUGCAGCAACGAGCUCCGUCGCAGCAAAUGAACAAGGAGACUCUUGAUCGACGUUUCGCUCAGAAAGCAAAUCAGGGUUCGGCCUCGGUGGGAGCAGAGCUCCACUGAGAGGAAGCAGAGAGUCCCGAGCGCACAGUCCCAUUGGUCGGCCAAGAUGGCAGCGCUGAUAGCAAAGCGGCAGGGCUUCGGUCUGCUGAGGGUCCUCCUGGUGCUGCUGGGAGUUUCAGUGCUCUGCAGUGUUGCGGUAGGAACCAGGAAAGGGCAUUCUACGCUGGACCACAGGAGCCACAGACACAGACAUCCAGGUCACUUAUCGCUGCACAGACACAGACAGAGGACAGGGAAGGAAGGCCAGGUACUACACCGCUCCAAACGAGGAUGGGUUUGGAAUCAGUUCUUUGUCAUUGAGGAAUACACCGGACCUGACCCGGUUCUGGUGGGGAGGCUUCACUCAGAUGUGGACAAAGGCGACGGUACCAUCAAAUACAUCCUGUCCGGUGAAGGCGCAGGAACGAUAUUUGUCAUUGACGACAAGACGGGCAACAUCCAUGCCACAAAAACGCUGGACCGCGAGGAGCAGGCCCAGUACACCCUGACAGCACAGGCUGUGGCCCGGGACACCAACGAGCCACUGGAACCUCCAUCGGAGUUCAUAGUGAAAGUUCAGGAUAUCAACGAUAAUCCACCAGAGUUCCUGCAUGGACCGUACUACGCCAGGGUGCCUGAGAUGUCCAAUGUUGGUACGUCGGUGAUGCAGGUGACGGCCACAGACGCUGAUGACCCCACCUACGGCAACAGCGCCAGGCUGGUGUACAGCAUUCUCGAAGGACAGCCGUACUUUUCUGUGGAGCCUCAAACAGGUAUAAUCCGCACUGCCUUGCCAAACAUGGACCGUGAGGCGCGGCAGGAAUACAACGUCGUCAUCCAGGCCAAAGAUAUGGGCGGCCACAUGGGGGGGCUGUCAGGGACCACCGAGGUCAAAAUCACCCUGACUGAUGUUAACGACAACCCUCCAAAGUUCCCACAGAGUGUGUAUACCAUGUCUGUGUCAGAGGACAAGGUGGCAGGAGAGGAGGUGGGCCGUCUUAAGGCCAAAGACUCUGACAUGGGAGACAACGGACUUGUGAACUAUCGCCUGAUAGACGGAGAUGGGAUGAGCAUGUUUGAGCUGUCCACCAACUCAGAGACCAGAGAGGCUGUUAUCAAACUGAAGAAGCAAGUGGACUUUGAGACCAAGAGGUCCUACACUUUGAAGGUGGAGGGGUCCAACCCACACAUAGACCCUCGAUUUCUCGCUUGGGGACCUUACAAGGAUGAAGCCACAAUCAAGAUAUCGGUGGAGGACGCAGAUGAGCCUCCCGUUUUCAUAGCCUCUAGUUACACUUUCGAGGUGGAGGAGAACGCGCCUCGAGGCACCCCGGUGGGACGGGUUCAUGCCAAGGACACGGAUGUUGCCAACAAUCCUGUCAGAUACAUGAUUCCCCGGUACACAGAUGUGGAUCAGUUCUUCAGCAUCUCAGAAGACGGAAUGAUCACCACGAACAGACCGCUGGACCGAGAAACACAACCCUGGCACAAUAUUUCAGUUUCAGCUACAGAGAUUGGCGGUCACCACCAAGACACCAAAGUGAGAGUUAACAUCAAAGUGAAAGACGUCAACGACAACUCCCCAGAGUUUGCCACAAACAACGAAGUCCACAUGUGUGAGAGCGUGGCGCCGGGGAAGGUUAUCGAAACAGUCAGCGCUGUGGACAAAGACGAGAUGGCUCACCGGCAACACUUCACUUUCAGCCUUGCUCCUGAAGUCGCCCACAACCAGAACUUCUCACUCAAAGACAACAGGGACAGCACAGCCAGCAUCUAUGUGCUCCGCAAAGGCUUCAGCCGUCUGACCCAGGAUGUCUACUACCUUCCCAUUGAAAUAAACGACAACGGCUUCCCCUCCAUGAGCAGCACCAACACCCUGACCAUCAGAGUCUGCUCCUGCGACAGCAAAGACUCCAUCCUCUCCUGUAAUGUGGAGCCCUAUGUCCUGCCUGCUGGGCUCAGCACCGGCGCUCUGAUUGCAAUUCUAGCCUGCAUUGUCAUUUUGCUCGCCAUUGUGGUUCUGUUUGUCGCACUGAGGCGUCAGAAGAAGGAGCCGCUGAUAGUGUUUGAGGAGGAGGACAUCAGAGAGAAUAUCAUUACAUAUGAUGACGAAGGAGGCGGCGAGGAAGACACGGAGGCCUUCGACAUCGCGACACUGCAGAACCCAGACGGUGCCAACGGUUUCCUGCCAAGGAAAGACAUCAAACCGGAACUCCAGUACCCCAUCAGGCCUGGCGUGGGUCGCCCGGCACCCAACAGCGUCGACGUGGACGACUUCAUCAAGACUCGGAUUGCGGAGGCCGAUGGUGACCCCACAGCGCCACCCUACGACUCCAUCCAGAUCUACGGCUAUGAGGGCAGGGGAUCGCUGGCCGGUUCGCUGAGCUCGCUCGAGUCGGUCACAACAGAGUCCGACUUGGAUUAUGACUAUCUGCAGAGCUGGGGGCCAAGGUUCAGGAAGCUAGCCGAUCUGUACGGGACGAAAGACUGCUCGGUUCUCGACGAGGACGACGGCGAGGACUCUUAACAGCGGUCUUUCCAGCGGAGGACAACCACCUGAUUUCGAAUUCAUCGAUUCCAUGAGGAUGCGCUGACUGAAGGUUCAUUCACGUUCCAGUUAUAACCAACUAGUUCAUGCCAAUCUGAACAUUAACAGCUCCUCCCUUCCGCACGGCAGUUCCCCAGGAUGGUUGGGAAGAGGGACGCUGACUUGAACCGCUGCCCUUUCCUUUUUCUUAAAUCUCUUCUGUCUCUUCUAUGGUUCAUUUUUUCCACUGUUUCUAUAGACUUGAGCUUUGCAGGGCUGAGAGUUCUGUCACCAGUUUGUCUGUUUAAGAGAAAAUUUGAUGGGAACCAUAUUACUGUACCAUCUUGGAUAUAGCAUAUACUUCUGUGGACUAGAUUCAUGUACUUCGUCAAAGGUGGCAGCCAGGGAGAUAUUUUAUUCUCUUAACAGCUCCCUUAGCAGCAGGGCAUAUUGCAUUCUGUUUCUCUCUUAAAGCAGACGAGGAAGAGCAAGAAAAAAAAGUGUGUUUUGGGUUCUGGCAACAGCCUGCAACCAGAUGAAAUCUGAAGAAGUUUAACAUGCUGUUCUGUCGGCCGAAAGCAGCAGGUACCACAGAUCAGAUGAGUUGACCGACUCCGAGUUGUUGAUACUCUGAAGAUGAGCAGAGCAUCUUCACAGUAUGGUGGCCUUAUAAUAAUUCAACAACAACUCCAGGGGUUAGCACACACAAAAACAAGAGACUGAAGAUAGAGACCACUAGCUUUGGUAGCUGCACCAACACGUGGGCUGUAGGAGUAUCUGUGACAGUGCUUCACAAGUGUCACCCAUUUUUUCUACUCCCAAACAGAAAAGGACUGAAACAGUAUCUCCAUUUCCAAACUGUGGAUUAUUAUUUUUUCCUUAGUGAUUGAGUCUUCUCUAAGGAGAGAAGACGUUUUCAUUCCACAGACCCGGUUUGUUCAAACUCCUGCCAUCAGCAAUCGUUUCCCAUUUUGACCUGAGUCGACCAACGAAUGAUCACCGCCAUGUUCCCACUCCACCAAUGAUGACGAUGGGUAAAAAUCUGUGAGCUCUAAAAAUCGCCUUAAACUUAAACAGAAACUCUUGCAACCCAGUGCAUUCUCUCUUUUUUUCCCUUUUUUUAAGUUCUUUUUUUUAACUUGAAGAGUAUAUUCAGAAAACAAACUCUUCUGCUUGUUUAGUGUGUACAGAGCAACGUGCGGACAUAUGACGUAUCACUCUGAGGGUACAACCUGCGCCUCGGCCGCUCUUAAACAAGGAUGUGCUGUUGAUUUGUUAGCCCAGCAAAGUACAUUGUAAACUUUGUCACCCCCUCCACAUUCGUAGGUAUAGUGGCUAUCGAACGUUAACACACCUCCAGUAAAAUGCCGUGUUCUUGUGGUGUUAAAAUAGAUGAGACCUUUGUAUUGAACCCUUAAAAUCCAACUAAAAACAAGAUGUAAAUAUGUGGGAACAGCCUUAAGCUUACACUCAAUUGAGCCAACUUUUGAUUGAUUUUCACCAUUUUGAAUUCUUUGCUAUAAUCAUAUCAGAAAACCACAUCUUGUUUUCACAACAUUUUUUUUUUUACUUUGUAAAACUUUUCCAAAUUGCACAAAUUCUAGUAUUUUUUCUUGCCCACAGACCCCAAAUAGGUGAAGGCUGUCGAAUUUAAGCUGAACUUAAAUUUUACAUAAAGACUAAUACGCCACUGUAACCAUGGUGUGCUUUGGAUAAUUUCUUUGUUUUAGAAUUUUUUCCUGUCUUCUCCUGACUGACACUUUGCCUGAUUAGAUCCUUUUUUUUCUGUAAGAUCUUCACAAAACUUAGCUAAAAUAUGCUAAUUAGCAAAUGUCAGGAAAAUCCUGUGAUUUAGAAAAGUCUCAUUGUGUGUAUCACAGAAACCUGGCACUUUAACGGGGGUGUGAACACUUUCCAGAGCAGUAGUGUGUUGCCUGCAACAUAUGUUGCAUCAACAUGUGUUGAUUUUAAACAUAAAUUGUGCACAUGUGGGGCAGGAGGGGGUGAUGGAAUCCAUGAAAGGUUGACACCCGAACAUCCUUUUUAAGAGUGUGUGUUUUUGUUCACCUUCUUUUUAAUGUUAUAUUAUUGUUACUGUUGUUUUCUAUUAUUAUUGUUGUUGUUAUCAUCAUCUCCAUUAUUAUUAUUAUUAUUAUUAUUAUUAUUAUUAUUAUUAUUAUUAUUACAGUAAGAGUUAUUUUAUUGGCUGCAGCCACAAAGGAACAAACUGAUGUUUAACUGUAUGCAGACGACACUUGAGUGUUCUUACUGUUUUAGUGAACACACACCAAAUAAAAGAUUUUUUUUUUCUUUUCUUUGGAAAGUUGUAAGAAAUUUUCCUGCCUAAAGUUAAAUAUCAGCUUUGAUUAUUAUUAUUAUUUUUUGCCUGAGCGGACACAACAUUUUCUUCCUUUCUUAUUUUAUUUCUUUGUAUUUUACGUUGUUCAUUCCAUUAUUUUGCAUUUCUUGGUUCUUUCUCCCUGUUCCUGAGGAAAAACUAGCAAUCUGUGUUUGUUGCAGUGAGAGAACGCCUCGUUUUUAAUUCUCUGUCAAGUUUUAUGGUACAGAUUUGUACAAUUUUAAAAGUUAUUAUUUUAGUAUACAUGCAGAAUAUUCCAGUAUUACAAUAAAAACAUGUUAAGAAGAUUUUAAAAAAAAGUUACAACAUCACACUUAUAUUUUCAGAACAUUGUAUUGUUGCUUUACUAUGUGCUUCAAUCUGAGAAGCAGAAAAAAAAUUUGAAAUAAAUGCUCUUUUUAUAAAAUUUUUA